CUCUCAGUCUUUGUUUUUUGGCUGUAUUAUGUAGUAAAUGAGGCAGUUGAAGGCACGCUUCUUUAGAUCAAGAGCAAUUCCCCUCAAUCUGUUAAAAAUAACAUCUUUUAAAAUAAUGUAACAGCGCAAUCCUGCAUCCAAACUAAGCCGUUUGAAUAUACGCGCUUUUUUUUCAUAUAAAAAAUGUUAUUCGUUUUCUUUUCUUUAUCUAAUGAAUAAUUCACUUGCUUUUAGAUAUGAGACAGAAAGCUUUUGUACCCCUGAGACACUUAGUACUUCUGUCAAUUAUGUCAAUUUACUUUUAACUUCUUAUGGAUACCCUGUUCCAAUCGUGGUUGAUUCUUCAGAUCCUGAAGAUAAAUGUAAAAUUAUCAAUUGUAUCUAUGCAUUAAUCAACGAUAGAAAAAAAGACAUGCAGGAGAAACAACAAUUAUUAGAAAGAAUUAAUCAACUUGAUAAGAAUCAAGAGGAAUUACAGACAUUAUUAGCAAAUCAUAAACGAGAAUACAUGCUUCAAGACAAAAAGAUAUCAGAACUAAAAACUAAACUAGAUGCGAGUGAAAAGGAACAAAAGAGACAAUUGACACAGAAUACACGUCUAAAGGAAGAGAUGACAAAGGCCAAGAAUAAUAUGCAAUAUAUGAAAGCACAAUAUGCGCACGAGACAAAAAGACACGAACAAGAUAUGGCAAAGAUACAAGACAGACUAUUAAGACAGAUGAACAACCACAUGAAGAUCAAUGUAGCAUCACUCGAUAUGAACUCACACUUUGCAACAACAAUGGAUAAUGCAGCAGAUGAUGAUGAAGUUGUUCAAGUACGUGCAAUGUAUUCUGACCUAUUAUUGAAAGCAACAAACAGAGAAAGGGACGCAAAGAGAGAAAGUGAAGAUUUAAGAGCAGCAUUAAUACAACUUUAUACAGGAGUAAGACAUCUAUUAGAAGAUAGGAUACAGCAAUCCAAUAUGAACAAGAGGGAUCUUCAACGUGAGAUUGCACGAUUUAGUUUACCCAUGGAUUGUGGAGCAAAAGAGGCUUUGAAGGAAGUGGAGGAUCUGCUGGUCAGGUUAAGAAUGGAAUGGAGCCAUCAAAUCGAUCAAAGACCGAAUGAAAACAUAGAUGAGCAACUACAUGAAAAGGAAAAGACGAUUCAAUCCUUGGAACAAUCAAUGGAAGAUUUACUGCAAAGUAUAGAGGCAAUGAAAAUUGAAUACGAAGGAAAGAUGCAAGUCUAUAAAAGAUUUGAACAAGGUGGCUUCUUUGAUACUGUUAUGCCUCAGCCUGAGCCAGUUGUGCUAUCAGACUCCGAGAGCUCAGUAACAGAAUUGGAUCUGGAGAAUAUAGCAAAAUAUAAAACAAUAAGAAAAAGGAUAAUGAGAGAUAGACGAAAGAUAACAGAAGCAGCUGAAGAGUUGGGAAAGCAGAGAGCACAAUUAGAGGCCGAGAAAUGGGCAAUUAAACAGCUAAAAUAUGAAAUACAAAAAAGAGAGAUAUUGGGCCAAGAGAAUACAUCGUAAGAAAAUGAUAUAAAAAAGAUAUGACUCCCUUUUUAACAUUCAAUAUAG
Molecule: messenger RNA, 1564 nt
Organism: Rhizopus microsporus ATCC 52813
Lineage: Eukaryota; Fungi; Mucoromycota; Mucoromycetes; Mucorales; Rhizopodaceae
Exons: 9
Coding region: 212-1516 (434 amino acids)
Source: RefSeq, a predicted model, not a curated record